Molecule: messenger RNA, 1325 nt
Organism: Protobothrops mucrosquamatus (brown spotted pit viper)
Lineage: Eukaryota; Metazoa; Chordata; Lepidosauria; Squamata; Viperidae
Gene: BKGD
Product: chromosome unknown C11orf54 homolog
Exons: 9
Coding region: 243-1193 (316 amino acids)
Cellular component (GO): nucleus
Molecular function (GO): hydrolase activity, acting on ester bonds; zinc ion binding
Source: RefSeq, a predicted model, not a curated record
UUUCUUCUAGUGCUGUAAGUAAAGCCAAUGCAACCAGGGGCGUACUUUGCACGAUUUGCAUUGGGAGGAGUAUUAGUUUAAGGCAGUAAUUAAGGCUCCGACUUAAUACCUUCCAUAAGUGGUGGUCCCAGCUCAAUCCUUGGCUGUUGGCUCUGGCUGAUGGGAUUUAACACAUUUGGAAAGAGGAAAAACGCGGAACCUGCAAGGAGCUGACCUGCCUGGUUGGCUGCCUGUAAUAAAACAUGGCUAGAGUGGAAAAAUUUGCUUUUCACACACCUACUCCAGAAGAAGUGGCUGAUGUUCUACAGAAUGGACUUAAAGAAAAUUUUGCAGAUGUCCAGGCUUCUGUAGUGGAUUGUCCUGAUAUGACUCAAGAACCCUUCUGUUUUCCUGUUAAAGGUAUUUGUGGCAAGCCUAGAAUAGCAGAUGUGGGAGGUGUUCCAUAUCUUUUACCACUUGUUCAGAAAGACAAGGUUUAUGACCUGAACCUAAUAGCAAAAGAAAUACAGUUACCCGGAGCAUUUUUUCUUGGUGCUGGAGCUGUUUCCUCCAGGGUAGUUGGAAGCAAUGCUGAGUUUGUCCCAAUUGUUCAAGCUGAAAAGGAAGAAAGGGCAGCAAUCAAUGGAAGUUACUUAGCCAAGAUCAACCCUGAGGAUGGUAGCUGUCUGCUCCAAAAAUACAGCUCCUUAUAUAAUGAUUGUGAAUUUGGGCUGCUGGCUAACCUAUAUGCAAGUGAAGGCCUUCCUGGAAAGGUCAUUGAAGUCCGAGCAAAGAGGAGAAUUGGUGAGCAGAAUUUCAUAUCCUGCAUAAGGAAAGCCUUGGAUAAGCAUUAUGGUGACAAAACAGUUGGGAUGGGAGGUACUUUCAUUAUCCAGAAAGGAAACGCAAAACUUCAUAUUAUGCCCUCUGAAUUUUCUGCCUGCCCUUUGGAAACGGACGAGAAAGUGAACAAUUGGCUGAAGUUUUUUGAAAUGAAAGCUCCACUCAUUUGCCAGCCUGUAAUCGUUUCCCAAGAUCCAGGUUUUGACCUGCGUGUGGAGCACACCCACUGUUUCAGCCACCACGGCGAAGGAGGCCACUACCAUAUGGACACAACGCCAGAGACUGUAGAAUAUCUGGGGUAUUUUGUGCUUGCAGAGUUCCUCUUUCGGAUCGACAGACCAAAGGAGACUCAUAUGGUGGGCCGGGAUUAAAGUCUAACCCGCCCAAGAAGCUGGAAUUAAUUAAGGAGCAGAAAAUCAAGAGAUGACUAAAUCUGCUUUUCAGUGAGGUCAACUAAUGUCGAAUCACAACCUGAAUUAUUUGUUUGGCACUUAAAAAUAAAA